Molecule: messenger RNA, 2028 nt
Organism: Lactuca virosa
Lineage: Eukaryota; Viridiplantae; Streptophyta; Magnoliopsida; Asterales; Asteraceae
Source: the annotation of a GenBank genome assembly
CUUAUAAAUAGUGGCAUUCCACUCCAUUUCAAACGGCGUACAUUAGAAAAAGACACAGGCUCGCUAGAAAAGAGGGUGACAAAGGGCUUCAACAAAAACACCACCCUAGCAAUGGCGGCUUCAGCUUCAUCUAGCCUUCUUUCAUCUCGAUCGCCCAUCAAAUUAACCUCUCUAUCUUCCCUCACAUGGAGAUUACCUGUCUCAGUCUCUCUCCCUCGCCACCAGCGACGCCGCGCGUCUCCGGUGUUUGUCGUUCUAUCCAUGGACGCCAAACCUACCGUUCUUGUCGCUGAAAAAUUAGGAGAAGCUGGGCUUGACCUUUUGAAAGAGUUUGCUAAUGUUGAUUGCUCGUAUAACUUGAGCCCUGAGGAGCUCUGCACCAAGAUCUCGCUUUGCGACGCCUUGAUUGUACGGAGUGGGACGAAAGUGAGCCGAGAGGUGUUUGAAUCGUCCGGCGGUCGGCUUAAGGUCGUUGGACGCGCCGGCGUUGGAAUUGAUAACGUGGAUCUGGGAGCAGCGACGGAGCAUGGUUGCCUUGUCGUUAAUGCGCCGACGGCUAACACCGUUGCCGCUGCUGAGCACGGGAUCGCGCUUCUUACUGCUAUGGCCAGGAAUGUCGCUCAGGCCGAUGCAUCGAUUAAAGCCGGGAAAUGGCAGAGGAACAAAUACGUAGGUGUGUCCCUAGUUGGAAAGACACUUGCAGUGAUGGGAUUCGGGAAAGUUGGAACAGAAGUCGCAAGGCGUGCUAAAGGUCUUGGUAUGCACGUAAUUGCACACGACCCCUAUGCUCCAGCUGAUCGUGCCCACGCCAUUGGAGUUGACCUUGUCAGUUUUGAUGAAGCCAUUUCUACAGCAGACUUCCUCUCACUCCACAUGCCCCUCACCCCUGCCACAUCAAAAAUCUUGAACGAUGAAAACUUUGCAAAGAUGAAAAAAGGAGUCCGAAUUGUGAAUGUUGCUAGAGGUGGAGUCAUAGAUGAAGAUGCAUUAGUCAGGGCUCUCGAUGCUGGCAUUGUAGCACAGGCUGCACUUGAUGUUUUCACUGUAGAGCCUCCACCAAAAGAUAGCAAGCUGAUACAACAUGAGAAUGUGACUGUUACUCCUCAUCUUGGUGCUAGCACCAUGGAAGCUCAGGAAGGAGUUGCCAUUGAAAUUGCUGAAGCUGUUGUUGGAGCUUUAAGGGGUGAACUUGCAGCUACUGCAGUCAAUGCUCCCAUGGUUCCUGCUGAGGUUCUGACAGAGCUAAAACCAUACGUAACCCUAGCUGAAAAACUAGGCAGAUUAGCUGUACAAUUAGUAGCAGGAGGAAGCGGGGUCAAAUCGGUCAAAGUAACAUAUGCAUCCGCACGUGGGCCCGAUGACCUGGACACAAGACUCCUACGUGCCAUGGUGACAAAAGGUCUAAUCGAGCCAAUCUCAAGCGUAUUUGUGAACCUAGUCAACGCAGACUUCACAGCCAAACAACGAGGGGUCCGGAUCACGGAGCAACGGGUCCUCCUAGACGGGUCCCCCGAAAGCCCGCUGGAAUUCAUCCAGGUCCAGAUUGCAAAUGUGGAGUCGAGGUUCGCAAGUGCAAUGUCGGAAUCAGGUGAGGUGACAGUUGAAGGGAAAGUGAAGGAUGGGGUUGCACAUCUGACUAAAGUUGGGGGGUUUGAAGUGGAUGUGAGUUUGGAAGGGAAUAUUAUACUUUGUAGACAGGUUGAUCAGCCUGGAAUGAUUGGGACUGUUGGGAGUAUUUUGGGGGAAGAGAAUGUGAAUGUGAGUUUUAUGAGUGUUGGGAGGACUGCGCCUAGGAAGCAGGCCAUUAUGGCCAUUGGGGUUGAUGAGCAGCCGAGUAAGGCUGCGUUGAAGAGGAUUGGGGAGAUUCCCGCCAUUGAGGAGUUUGUUUUUCUGGAUUUGUAGGUCUCUGAGACUUGAGACUUGAGACUUGAGAUAAGUUUUGGAAGAAGGGAAGGGAGGGGAAUAAUGUAGGAUUUUGUGUUUUUCAACUUUUUGAGUUGUGUGUUUUUUUUUUUUUUUGCUUUACGG